CACCAGUGGAGCUUUUUUUCUAGAACAUUAGACCGAGUGACUGCCAGCUUCCUCAGACAGUACAAAACAAGGGCUGUAUUUGUGUCGACAAAACACCACUUGUGCUUGGAGUUGUUAUUUCUAAGUUUCCAGGAUUCUUCAAACUUUUCAAUGCUUUUAGGGCAAAAACUGUAGUUAUAUUGUCUAAUUUUCUUAAAGAUAAGCAUCAGCUUAUUGUUAUUUACUGCAGUUUUUAUUACUUAAGACUUUAAACUUUGUUUUAAACUUUUGUGAAAGAUUUGGUUUCUCUGGAGCCCUAAAAGAAGAUGCUGGACCCGCUGAUGGAGGCGCGUCGGACUGGGACUUUGAGGCCAUGUGUGGGCCGGGUGCCGUGGUUGCUGCGCUGGGUGCUCGGUAGUAUAUGCGUCCUCACCCUGAUAAACUCAGCCACCGUCCUGCUGCUCCUGUUCCAGAACAGACAACUGGGAAAGCGCAUGGCUCAGACAGAGGCUCGAGUAGAGGAGCUCUCCCAGAGCUCUGUGGUAGAGUUCAUGACAGAGAUGAGCAGAGAUCAGAAGGAGAUCCAGGAGGAGCUGUAUCAGUCCUCCCGGAAUAAAAGGAGUCAGGAGCUAAGGCAUGCUCAGAUGCUGACCCUGGAGAUGGAAGAGGGAUCAGGAGAGGAUCUGGGGAAGGAAAUUACAAAAGACCUUCAGCAGGAGCCAAGCCAUGAAAAGAAACAGAAGGGGCACCAGUAUCUCGCUAAGCCUCCCACCCAUCACAGGACAGGCAUACACGACAAUAUGAUGAUGAUGAUGACUUACUCCAUGGUUCCGGUUAAAAUCUUACUAGACAUCUGUAACAGCACAAAUGGAGUCUGUCUCACUGGACCUCCUGGACCCCCAGGUUUGCCAGGUGUAGAUGGAAUACCAGGAUAUAAUGGAACAAAUGGAAUUCCUGGUCUGCCAGGGGACACUGGAACACCUGGAAAACGAGGGAAAAGAGGCCCUCCUGGGGAGAAAGGGGACUCAGGUGAACCAGGGGAGAAAGGAAAUCCUGGACCACGUGGAUUAAAGGGAGAACCUUCAAAUGAUGUGAUUGUACAGGGACCACCUGGUCCAGUAGGGCCACCUGGAGCCCCAGGUCCCAUGGGCCCACCUGGACCACCUGGACUACCCAGGCUCGUGAGGAACAGAAGCCACCGAGCACAUCUAUACACUGGCCAGACAGCUGAAGGCUUCCUUCAUGGAGCUCCAAAUGAUGACACCACUAGGCCAGGAUCAGGAAGCAAGGCCUCAAAGAAUGAAUGUAUCAUCAGGUCAGUUGAGAACCCAAAAGAUCUGGCCAAAAUGACCAGCACGUUUGGCACAUGGAUGGAAGACACAGCAGCACCGCAUGAUAAAAGGAUCUGGGUGGCAGAACACUUCUCAGGUCGUAUUGUAAUGGAGUAUAAAGACAUGGCUGCAUUCCAGAACAGCACCAGUGAGUCCAUUGACGUGAGGAAGGUCUACCUAGGCUGCGGCCAUUUGGUCCACAAUGGCUCUUUUUACUACCAUAUUGCUGGGACAUACAAUAUUGCCAAAUUUAAUCUUCACACCAAGACCUUGCUUAUGCUGGCCGUAGAGAACGCGCUCUACCACAACCUGUCCUACCUGUUCAGGAAUUCAAAGACAUAUUUUAAAAUGGCAGCAGACGAAAGUCGUCUUUGGCUCAUCUUUGCCUCCAGCAUCCAUGAAAAUGUCAUGGUGGCACAACUUGAUGAAAAAACCUUCUCCAUCACAACAUACAUAAACACCACCUACCCCAGAAGCAAGGUUGGGAAUGGUUUUAUUGUCUGCGGCAUACUCUAUGUCACUGACACCAAAGACAUGAAAGUCACCAAUGCUUUUGACCUGUUGAAAAAAAAACCACUCAAUGUGAACUUUGAUAUGUGGUCCCCAGCAAGCAUCUUAGCAAUGCUUUCUUAUAAUCCCAAAGACAAACACUUGUAUGUUUGGGACAGUGGAUACGUUAAGUCAUAUGAACUGCGUUUCCUUUCGGAUGACUGAAUUGGUCAAACCUCCUAAUAUAAAUAACCACGGGGUGACAGCACUCUCUAAAACCAGCCUGGCUGGGUAAUCUCAGUGCUCAUUCCAGGGACACCAGAACAAUGCAUAUACAAGUGCUGGAUUACAGUCAAAUAUUGCUUCUUAAAGUAAACCAAGUUUAUUUUUAUUUUGUGGCAAAACAAAAUGAAAAUAUAAUAAAUCUCAAAUAUUAAAUAAUAUCUGAGUUCUCACUACCAUUAUUAGUUUCAUCUUGCAAGCUGAGCAAAUAACAGAAAACAUUAACAGUAAAUACAAUCAGAUUAAAAUCCAAACAGAGGGCCAGUGUUUGUUUUAAAUAACUUGUUUGUAUUGAUGUUUUUUAUUUGUAUAGAUACUAGAUAUUAUUCCCCUUGUGUACAAAAUAUAAGGGUAUGGAUUCAUGUUGAUAUGACUUAUGCAUUUUCUAAUGACUGACAGCGGAGAUUCUCCACAGAAUAAGUGAGGCAAGAUGUUUUUGUACCUGUAACCGGUUUUGUAACACAAUGUAUAUCCGUUAUUGAAUAUAUAUAUAUAUAUAUAUAUAUAUA
Molecule: messenger RNA, 2590 nt
Organism: Electrophorus electricus (electric eel)
Lineage: Eukaryota; Metazoa; Chordata; Actinopteri; Gymnotiformes; Gymnotidae
Gene: gldn
Product: gliomedin
Biological process (GO): signal transduction
Cellular component (GO): cell surface
Source: RefSeq, a predicted model, not a curated record